This is a messenger RNA of Anopheles marshallii, 453 nucleotides long. Its product is annotated as NPC intracellular cholesterol transporter 2 homolog a-like. Gene Ontology annotation, biological process: intracellular cholesterol transport. The record is from RefSeq and is a predicted model, not a curated record. NCBI's taxonomy places the organism in Eukaryota, Metazoa, Arthropoda, Insecta, Diptera, Culicidae. Gene Ontology annotation, molecular function: sterol binding. The coding region runs from base 1 to 453 and encodes 150 amino acids. The transcript has 2 exons.
AUGUUCCGAGCUCUGUUCUUGAUUGCCUUGGUACCGGCACUGGUGUACGGAAAUGUGACCCGCGCCUGCACGGGGGGUCGCCCACAUCCGUUGAGUGUGGAUAUAGUGGGAUGUACUGCGGCACCAUGCCAUCUGGUACGUGGACAGAAUGUGGUUGCAAACAUUGAUUUUACCACCGACCGUGCCGUUACAUCGAUGACGACGAUUGCCACUGCUACUGCGCUGAAUGUAGUGACGAACUACCCGCUGGGAACGAACGCCGUUACGUGCAACUUCCUGCAGGGUAGCAGUUGCCCAUUGUCCGCCAACGAGGAUGUCACCUAUCGGUUGACGAUGCCCAUUCUGGCAAUCUAUCCGCUGGUUAGCCUCAACAUUGAGAUCAACGUAGUUGAUCAGAGCAAUAACUCGGUUACGUGUUUCGUGGUUGAUGCUCAAGUUGUUGCCACGAAGUAA